Messenger RNA from Cinclus cinclus, 405 nucleotides. It is a transcript of the gene IL21, whose product is annotated as interleukin 21. Lineage: Eukaryota; Metazoa; Chordata; Aves; Passeriformes; Cinclidae. The record is from RefSeq and is a predicted model, not a curated record. The coding region runs from base 1 to 405 and encodes 134 amino acids. The transcript has 5 exons. Gene Ontology annotation, molecular function: cytokine receptor binding. Gene Ontology annotation, cellular component: extracellular region. Gene Ontology annotation, biological process: immune response; positive regulation of natural killer cell mediated cytotoxicity.
AUGAAGAUGAUGAUUAUUUUCUGCAUGCUUUUCUUCUGCUCCACUCUGGUGCUGACUGAAACUUCACCCAGAACAGUAAAAUACAGACAGAUUCUCAAGAAAAUUGAACAGUUAGAAUCUAUGGUGAAAGAAAAGGAUGCUGAAUUGCUGCAUACACCAGAAAACCCUGUGAAAGGAUGCCUGUACACAGCUGUGACCUGCUUCCAGAAGGGCAUCCAGAAAUUACAACCAGCAAGCAGCCAAGAUAAUGCGAAGUUCGCCAAAGCCAUUCGAAUCGUGAGCAGAUUCACCCACAGAGACUCUGGAGAGCAGUGCCAGUCUACAUGUGAAUCUUAUGAGAAGAAAACCCCCAAACAUUUUUUGAAGAGCUUUACAAAUCUAAUACAAAUGCUAUUCAAGAACUAA